AUGGCAGUGACCCCGACAGAAGCGCCAACAACACAGGCCCGGGGAGCUAUUCCCAAGACUCAAUAUGCCACAGCGUACGAGUCGCGAUAUACAAAGCACUUUGGGCCUGGAAAUCAACUCUAUGGCCAUGUCAACUGCGGUUAUCUCUCGACACCCGGGCGCGCGCCGACACUCCUGGCUUUGAAGCAGCACGCACAGUCGUUGGCCAUUCUCAUUAGAAAUAUUUCGGUGAGCACGGCAUUUGGCGAGGUCAACAACAAGAACCGAGGCCGUGGGCACACGACUCGCGAGUUCAGAGAGAAUGAGGCUUUCGACUGGCUCAACGACCUCUCGCGGCCCUACACCAAUACGGAUGAGUGGCAUCAAAAGCCUCUGACGGAGCUCAUGAACCAAGUUCAGGGCGAAAAGAGUGGCCACCCACACCACCACUGUCCUCUUUCUACGCACGCCGACCUAGGACAGGACAGGGAGGGCCAGAGGCCACGACCAUAUGCUACCCACCAUGCGCUCAUAAUGCACGCGAACGAGUGCCUGGAGAUGCUUGAUCACGAAUACAGCGCCACGGGCGGUCUCAUGUCGCUGCUGCCGACAGACGCAGCGGCCGAUUCGGAGAUGCUCCAGGCGGCACGCAACACGCUGCUGGGCCAGUGGCUCGUCUUCAACCAGCACCUCGUCGGGCGCAUGCACGAGCUCGAGAUUGCGUACGGCAACUCGCUCGACGCACUGCGUGGAGAAGCCGUGGUCCCGAUGCAGAACCUCUCCAUGAUGGUGCCCCGAGGCGCGGGCGCGUCGUCAGGGGCGGGCAGCUAUGGGCGCGAGAUUGCGUAUCCGCAGGACCGGUGGAUUCUCUGCAACGCGGGCGACGACGUGUUUGAAUACGUGCACAAGGUGCUCGACCGGCAAGAGGCGCUGAUCGAGCCGCGGGAGAGGGCGUGGCGGGAGCACGGGGUCACGGGAGAGCGGAUGUGGCAGGAGCGGCGGGGCGGGGAGCAGCACGACGCGGGCCUCGUGGUGUGGGACGUCAAGACACGGUACAUCCGGCUCCGGGGCAAGGCGCGGUCGCCCAUCUUUGUGAUUCCGGCGCACGGCGAGCACCCGGGGGUGGCGGAGACGCGGCGGCUCGAGGCGGCGCCGGGGGUGGUGUCGGUGGUGACGCCGACGUGGCCGGCGCGGGUGUCGGACUGGGAGCAAAAGUUCCGAGACGCGCUGCACGAGGGCAAGAAGCGGUCGAUUGCCAACUUUGAGCUGCGGGCGGAGAACGACAAGCUGCGCGAGAAGACGUCGCUGCUGGAAGAGGAGCGGCAGAAGCUGCAGCAGACGACGGCGCGGUACGAGCAGUACUACUCGGGAGCCGAGACGGAGAGCGAGGUCAAGGCGGUCGAGGCGAGGAUGCGACGUAUGCACGACGACUUUAUCAAGCUGCGCAGCGAAAGGGAUGCGACGGUAGAGAGAGCAACGGCGACGACGGCAAUGGCGAGGCGGAUUAUGCAGAUACUCGAGAAGGAGAUGCCGGCGAAGUAUACUGAGCUCAUGAAGGCUUUCCCGGUGGGCGAGGAGGAGCAGGAAGGGCAAGAGAAGCAGGCCAAGUGGGACAAGCCAAAUGUGGAUGCCGCCGAGUUGCAACCUGGCGACUCGGACUCUGAAGGCGUAGGCAGUGACGAGGAGCAGGAGUAG
This is a messenger RNA of Verticillium dahliae VdLs.17, 1674 nucleotides long. RefSeq lists its product as uncharacterized. Bases 1 to 1674 code for a protein of 557 amino acids. The transcript has a single exon. Lineage: Eukaryota; Fungi; Ascomycota; Sordariomycetes; Glomerellales; Plectosphaerellaceae. The record is from RefSeq and is a predicted model, not a curated record.